Messenger RNA from Paramecium pentaurelia, 747 nucleotides. NCBI's taxonomy places the organism in Eukaryota, Ciliophora, Oligohymenophorea, Peniculida, Parameciidae. The record is from the annotation of a GenBank genome assembly.
AUGGAAAUUCUUAUUAUAUACCAAAAAUCUGAAAAUUUACCAAUCAAAAGUAAGAUAAUUAACAAAGAAAUUCAUUAAAUUCCAAUUGUGUAUUGAUAUAAAUAUUUAGGAAUUCAGAUAGACUUUAAUGGAUAGAUAAAGUAACAUAUUGAAGAUAGAGAAAGAAAUAUGAAUUAUCAAUUAACCAAGAUAAAGUAUAUAUCAAUUAGAAUGAAUUUCAGACAAAGACUGCUAUUAUAUAUCAUACAUAUGUAACCUUAUUUCAAAAAUUGCUUGAUAGUAGAGUAAUUUUAAAACAAAUUAACUCUUAAUCGUCUCUAGUAAUUAAAGAAUAAAAUAUUAAAAACUGAAUUAUGUUUGCCUAAAAAUACUAAAGAUCAAUUUAUCUAUAAUAUUCUUCAAUAUUAUGAAACAUCAAAAUUUAAAGUGAUCAAUAAAAUAAUCAAUAAAACUUUGGAAGGAGAUAUAGCAAUCUUAGAUAUUACUAUGGAUCAUUUAAAAGAAGGGAUGAAACGAAGCCCAUCUAUAAAGAAUUCUAUUACUUCCUAAAAACUUAUAGUAUAUUUUGAAAUUAGCUUAGAAGAAAUGCGAAUUGCAUUCCAAUAAAAUAUUGAUUCAAAAACAUAGUAUAAUCUAACAUCUAAAUUAUAUAAGAGACUAAGAAUAUUAUAAUAAUUAAAAAAUGGGAUGAUCGAGAUUACCAAAAGAAAAAAUGAGUAGGUGAUUGAGGAGCUUUUAAGGAAUUGA